Molecule: messenger RNA, 1202 nt
Organism: Triticum dicoccoides
Lineage: Eukaryota; Viridiplantae; Streptophyta; Magnoliopsida; Poales; Poaceae
Product: reticulon-like protein B1
Exons: 5
Coding region: 122-874 (250 amino acids)
Biological process (GO): response to bacterium
Source: RefSeq, a predicted model, not a curated record
AAGGAGAGAGGGAUUGAGAUUCCAGCGGCGACGGCAGGCAGGCAGGCAGAAAAGGCGUUGCCAAACAGAAGCGUCGCGUUGGGGAGAGAGGGGGAGCGGCGGGCGAGCGAGCGAAGCAUCCAUGGCGGAGCACAAGGAGGAGUCGGUGAUGGACAAGAUCACGGAGAAGUUCCACGGCGGGUCCUCCUCUUCCUCCUCGUCGUCGGACGACGACGAGAGGAAGUCGGGGUCGUCGUCGUCCGUCAAGGCCAAGAUCUACCGCCUCUUCGGCCGCGAGAAGCCCGUCCACUCCGUCCUCGGCGGCGGCAAGCCUGCCGACCUCUUCCUGUGGAGGAACAAGAAGAUCUCCGGUGGGGUGCUCGCGGGCGCCACCGCCAUCUGGCUGCUGUUUGAGGUCCUGGAGUACCAUCUCCUCACCCUCCUCUGCCACGGCUUCAUCCUCACCCUGGGCAUCCUCUUCCUCUGGUCCAACGCCUCUGCCUUCGUCAACAAGUGCCCUCCCAACAUUCCAGAGGUGAAGAUCCCCGAGGACCUGGCUGUCAAUGUUGCCCGCUCGCUGCGAUACGAGAUCAACAGGGGCUUUGCUAGCCUGAGGGCGAUUGGUCAAGGCCGUGACCUGAAGAAAUUCCUGAUUGUGGUUGCAGGCCUGUGGAUCCUCUCUUUCCUUGGCAGCUGCUGCAAUUUCCUGACCUUGUUCUACAUAGUCUUCAUGGUGCUUUACACCGUGCCUGUUCUGUACGAGAAGUAUGAGGACAAGAUCGAUGCUUUUGGAGAGAAGGCCAUGGUCGAGCUGAAGAAGUACUACGCCAUCUUCGAUGAGAAGUGCCUGUCCAAGAUUCCCAAGGGUCCGUCCAAGGAUAAGAAGCAGCAUUAGAACGGUAGAGAGUACCCUGCGCAGAUUUAUCUUCAAAGUUGAUCACUACUCGUCGGUUUUCAAGGAUGGUUGUGAUUCCAUUUCCGUAGCUGAUAGUAGAUACCUACCACUAUCUGGUCAAAAACCCCUGGCACGGUCAGUAGUCAUGGCACGUGCAACUUCUACGAACUUAAAAGUCAUGCCAGCUUUUGCUCAAUAUCCUGUUUCCAAUUCUAUGGUUAAUGUAGCAUCCUCACUUGCAAGUUGUGUUGGUGUAAUAUGGCAGUGAUGUUUGCGACUUUAGUAGACUUGCUACAAUGAAUGAAGUGGCUCUUUUGAUGUUAUGUCA